This is a messenger RNA of Antrostomus carolinensis (chuck-will's-widow), 1779 nucleotides long. RefSeq names its product ubiquilin-2-like. The record is from RefSeq and is a predicted model, not a curated record. Gene Ontology annotation, cellular component: cytosol. Lineage: Eukaryota; Metazoa; Chordata; Aves; Caprimulgiformes; Caprimulgidae. Gene Ontology annotation, biological process: ubiquitin-dependent protein catabolic process. The coding region runs from base 1 to 1779 and encodes 592 amino acids. Gene Ontology annotation, molecular function: polyubiquitin modification-dependent protein binding. The transcript has a single exon.
AUGUCCAAAAGCAAAGGGACAGCAGACACUAGUCAACCUGCUGUCGCCGUGGAUUCCUCAAAUAUCAUCAAUGUGACUGUGAAGACUCUCAAGCAUAAGGAGCAGUUUGAGGUUGCUCAGGGUAGCACCAUCCAGGAGUUUAAGGAAGAAGUUGCCAAGCGUUUCAAAACAUCCCCUGAUCUGCUGGUCCUGAUAUUUGCUGGGAAAGUCCUCAAGGAUCAAGAGACUUUGAGCCAGCAUGGAGUUCACAGUGGGGUCAGCAUCCAUGUGGUCAUCAGGUCCCAAAAGAGACCACAAGAUGGCCUGGUGAACCAAGGAAGAGCGACCACCCCGAUGCAAUUUCCCAGCCACAGUAAUUCCAACUUCUUCUACUUGGGAAGUAUAGUUGACCUGCCAAACCCAUGCUUGAUCCAUCAUAACUUCUCUGAGCUGUUGAUCUCCAGCCAGGAAAUAGUGGCCCAGACCAUGGAGAACCUCUUAUCCAGGAUCCUCAGUUCAGGCUUGGAUCUGAACACCAUCAACAACAACACAUUUUUGCUAGGGUUCCUCCUCGGGGUGACCGGUGUACAUCUCCUAGACCUGAACUCAACAGACAUGUUGGACCUGGUGAAUAGCAUUCAAAUAGAAGAAGUGUCCGUGCACAGCUUGAUAAGAGAGAUGAUGCAGAGCACCUUGAGGCAGAACGUCCUUGACAAUGCCAGUCUUGUCGGGGAUCUCAUCAUGUCCAACCCUCAGAUGCAGCAGCUGGCUGAAGAAAAUCCUGAGAUCGGUCAGAUUCUCACCGACCCACAUACUGUCAGAGAGAUAUUAGAGGCCUUCAGCAGCCCUGCCAUAAUGCAGGAGAUGAUAAGGAACCGUGACGUGGCCAUGAACAACCUCGAAAGCAUCCCUGGUGGGUACAGAGCUCUGGAGCAGCUCUACAGGGAAAUUGAGGAGCCCAUCUUGGAUGCUGUGCAGGCUCAUCUGGGCAACAACCCGUUUGCUUGCUCGGGCAGUAGCUCACCCCUGAGUGGAGCCAGGCUACCACCCCAUACCGAAAACCGGAGGCCAUUGCCCAACCCUUGGGCUCCACAGUCCACCAGAGUUCAUGAUAAUGCAGAUGACUAUGACUGCCAAUUUUCCAGCAGCAGUGCAAGUGACAGUUUUGCCUCGCUGAAUUUGGGUCCUACAACAGGUGCCGUGGUACCCAACUCAGGAGAGGUUCAGAGGAUGGUUGAGCAGCUGACAGGAAACCCAGAACUCAUGCAGAACCUGGAGAGCGCGUUAACAAACCCCAACAGCCCAGCACAAAUGCUGCUGCAUCACACUCACCUAUCAAGCGAUGGAAGUUCUCCACCUGAAGAUCAAUGGGGACAGCAGCUGCCACUGGAGAUGGAGAACUCAGAGAUUUCAUCCUUGCUGAGGAACCCCAGAGCACUGCAGGCGUUGCUACAGAUCCAUCUGGGAUUACAGACCCUCUCAGUAGAGGUACCAGAGUUCAUACUCAGUCUGGAGGACUCGCGUAUGGAGCUGGGUCUGGAGAGCAUGGACGACUCGGAACAAAGCAGUGAGGCUGAGGACAGUGUCCCUUUGGUGUCAGAGGAGGAUGAAGCAGAAGGUCAGACGGAGGUGGAUGAGGAGGCACCACAGAUCAGAUUUAAGAGACAAAUGGAGGAGCUCACUGCCAUGGGCUUCCAGGACCAAAGUGCCAACCUGCGGGCGCUGGUGGCUGCGGGAGGAGACGUCCGUGCAGCAGCCGAGACCCUGGCAAAAGCACCAGCACCAACGGAGAUGCCCUAA